Vidua chalybeata is the source of this 18245-nucleotide messenger RNA. It is a transcript of the gene KMT2D, whose product is annotated as lysine methyltransferase 2D. Bases 99 to 16382 code for a protein of 5427 amino acids. Gene Ontology annotation, cellular component: MLL3/4 complex; nucleus. Gene Ontology annotation, molecular function: histone binding; transcription coactivator activity; histone H3K4 methyltransferase activity. The record is from RefSeq and is a predicted model, not a curated record. NCBI's taxonomy places the organism in Eukaryota, Metazoa, Chordata, Aves, Passeriformes, Viduidae. The transcript is spliced from 54 exons. Gene Ontology annotation, biological process: positive regulation of transcription by RNA polymerase II.
AAUGGCCGCGCCGGGGAGCACCGAACGCCCCGCGCCCCGAGGCCCGUCGGCGUAGGGCGGCCGCGGGGCUGUGGCCCCCCAGGAACGCCGGAGGCAGGAUGGACGAACAGAAGGUGCCCAGCGAGGAGAAGGACGCAGCCGCGCCAGCCGAUGGGGUCAUGGCCUCGGAGGAGAUGGGCAGCGCCGAGGGGGACCCCCUGAAACCCCCCGAAGGAGCCUCUGCGGGGCCGGAGCCGGACAGCACGGGCAUGGAGGGACCUCCCGAGGCUGGCAGCCCGCUGGGCCGCCGCUGUGCCCUCUGCAACUGUGGGGACUGGAGCCUACACGGGCAGCGGGAGCUGCAGCGCUUCGAGCCGGUGCCCGACUGGCCCGAGCGGCUGGUGGGCCACGAGCCCCCUGAUGGGCCCGGCCAGCCUCCCCCAGGGCCCAGCCAGCUCCCCCCAGAGCCAGAGCUGGCGGGCGAUGGCCUGGCACAAAUUGGCUUCUCCGAGGGGGUGACCCCAGCGCAGCUCUUCGAGCCGACGGGGCACUGCUGGGUGCACCACUGGUGUGCGGCCUGGGCGGCUGGCGCGGGACCGGACGCGGCCGGCGUGGCCAGAGCUGUUUUCUCAGGGAUCUCACAGAAAUGUGAACGCUGCGGGCGGGCGGGGGCCACCAUCCCGUGCCGGGCGGCCACCGGCUGCUCCCGCCUCUACCACUUCCCCUGCGCCGCCGCCAGCGGCUGCUUCCAGUCCAUGAAGACCCUGCGGCUGCUCUGCCCCGAGCACGUGGCUGAGGCCGUGGACAUGGAGGACGCGCGGUGCUCGGCGUGCAACGGGCCGGGCGACCUGCGGGACCUGGUGUUCUGCACCAGCUGCGGGCAGCACUUCCACGGGGCCUGCCUGGACAUCUCCCUGACGCCUCGCAAGCGCUCGGGCUGGCAGUGCCCCCAGUGCAAAGUGUGCCAAACCUGCAGGCAGCCCGGCCAGGACUCUGCCAUGCUGGUGUGCGAGGCAUGUGACAAGGGCUACCACACCUCCUGCACGGAGCCAGCCACCCAGGGCCUCCCCACCAGCUCCUGGAAGUGCAAGAACUGCUGGGUCUGCUCAGACUGUGGCCAGCACCCCGCAGGGCCUGACUCCAGCUGCCAGUGGUCCCCGGGGUCCGAGGUGUGCGGGGACUGCCAGCAGCGCCGUGCCACGGCCGAUGUCCCCACGGCGCCAGAACGCUCACCAGGGCCUGACCCGCCCGCCCAGAUGUCAGAGUCCCCUGUCCCCAGCAAGCCGACGGAUGUGCCCGUGCCCCCGCCUGAGCUGGAGCCUGUGGGGCGCGAUGAGGAGACGCAGCCCCUCGCGGACCCCAACGAGACACCCCCAGACGCCAAAGAGGCACCCCCAGAUCCCAAGGAGGCUCCCCCAGGCAAUGCCGAGUCUCCUCCUGGCGAGCUGGCCUCUGUGGAGGUGCUCCCCAGUGAGGAACCCCUGGAAGAAGUUCCCUCUGAUGAACUGCCCCUCGAUCAGCCGCCCCCUGACACGCAGCCCUCUGACAUUCAGCCUCCUGAUGUGCAGCCCCCUGAGGAGCCCCUUCCUCUCAUGCUGCCCCCCGAGGAGCCUCCCUCUGACGAGCUGCCCCUCGAGACACCAUCCCUUGCUGAGCUGCCCCCUGACAGACCCUCCCUCGAGGAGUUGCCCCCCAGUGAACCACCCCACAAUGAGCUGCCCCUCGAUGUCCCUCCCCUUGCUGAGCUGCCCCCUGAGAAACCAGCGUUUGAAAAGUCACCCCCCCAUGAGCUGCCCCCUGAAGUACUGCCCGUUGACAAAUCACCCCCUGACGAGCUGCCCCGCAAUGGGUCACCCCCCAAACCUCCCCUGGAGGAGCCACCCCUGGAGGAGCUGCCCCCCAAUGAGCUGCCCCCCACUGAACCACCCCCUGUCGAGCUGCUCCCCAAGGAGCCUCCUCCCGAAGCGCUGCCCCCCGAGAAGCUGAGCCCUGAAGAGCCCCCCCUUGUUGAGUUGCCCCCUGAAGAGCCAGUCCCCAGCGAGCUGCCCCCCGAGGAGGACCUGAAACCACCAGGUCUCCUCCCCGAGGUGACGGUGGCAGAGGAAGCGCCAGCCCUGGCUCCAGAGGUGCUCCCUGAGGAGGAGAUGGAGCUGGAGCCAGAGCCCUCGCUGCCCCCGGAGAUGACACCCCCACCCUCAGCUCCCCCAGCUCUCCGUGCCAUCUCACCUGCACGGACCCCAGCUCCCUCCCCUGAUGCCAAGGAGGACGAGGUGCUCGAGCCCCCCACCCCAGCCCUGCCUGAGCCCCCUGGCAGCCCUGGUAUCGCCAUGGACACCGACCCCCCUGGCUCCCCGCCGCCACCCCUGGGCUCCCCUGCUGUCACCCUGGCCCCUGCUGAGCCACCUGAGGAUGAGGAGAUGGAGAUGGCUGGUGGCGAGGGGGAGUCCCCAACCAGCCCUCCUGGAGAUGCCCCCCACGGCAGCCCAGCCCCUGAGCUGGGGCCCUUCCCAGGCCUGCCUGAGGAGGAGGAAGAGGAGGAAGAAGAGGCACCAAGGCUGGAGAGGGAGGGCACCAGUGGAAGCUCCCCGCCACUCAGUGAGGAGGAUGCCCUGGAAGAAAGUCGGGCUGCGGGGGACCCUGAAGUCAAGGGGUCCCCUUCAGGGUCCCCCCUGCUCCUGGAACCGGAGGAGCUGGGCCCUGAGACCCCCAUGGAGGUGUGCACUACCGGCGAGAAGCUGCUGGGGCACGGGGACGAGGGGUGCCCCGAGCCCCCCGCGCUGCGCCCACGGCCCGACAUCCUCAACGAGAUCUCCAACCUGAGCCAGGGGGACACAAGCAGCAGCUUCCCCGGCUCGGAGCCGCUGCUGGGGUCCCCAGACCCUGAGGGUGGGGGGUCUCUGUCCCCUGAGCUGGGCCCGGCCUCGGCUGAUGCCAGCCUGCAGAAGGAGGAUGCUGGGUCACUGCCGCUGGGUGCUGAGACUGACGACUCGCUGCUCUUCGAGCCAGCAGCCAAGGGUGACGGGGACAAGAGCCGGCGCCGCAGCUCCCCAGGGCGCUCCCGUGUCAAGCAGGGUCGCAGCAGCAGCUUCCCUGGGCGGAGACGCCCCCGAGGUGGGUCCCACGGGGGCCGAGGCCGAGGCCGUGCACGCCUGAAGUCGACCACCUCGUCUGUUGACACCUUAGCACUCGCUGAUGUGGAGAGCUCGCCCAGCAAGGAGGAGGACGAGGACGAUGAUGACACAAUGCAGAACACAGUCGUCCUCUUCUCCAACACAGACAAGUUUGUGCUCAUGCAGGACAUGUGCGUGGUGUGUGGCAGCUUCGGGCGUGGGGCCGAGGGGCACCUGCUCGCCUGCUCCCAGUGCUCCCAGUGCUACCACCCCUACUGUGUCAACAGCAAGAUCACCAAGGUGAUGCUGCUGAAGGGCUGGCGCUGCGUGGAGUGCAUCGUGUGCGAGGUGUGCGGCAAAGCCUCGGACCCCUCGCGCCUGCUGCUCUGCGACGACUGCGACAUCAGCUACCACACCUACUGCCUGGACCCGCCGCUGCAGACCGUGCCCAAGGGCGGCUGGAAGUGCAAGUGGUGCGUGUGCUGUGUGCAGUGUGGGGCUGUGUCCCCUGGCUUCCACUGCGAGUGGCAGAACAACUACACCCACUGCGCGCCCUGCGCCAGCCUCGUCGUCUGCCCCUUCUGCCGCGAGAAGUACGUGGAGGACGACCUGCUCAUCCAGUGCCGGCACUGCGAUCGGUGGCUGCACGCCGCGUGCGACAGCCUCUUCACUGAGGAGGAGGUGGAGCAGGCUGCGGAUGAAGGUUUCGACUGCAGCGCCUGCCAGCCCUACGUGGUCAAGCCUGUGCCCGCGCCUUCUGCAGAGAUGAUCAAAGCCAAGGAUCCAGAGCCGCAGUAUUUCCGCUUCGAGGGCGUGUGGCUGACAGAGACGGGGAUGGCCGUGCUGCGCAACCUGACCCUGUCACCCCUGCACAAGCGGCGGCAGCGCAAGGGCCGCCCGGGCACCCUCAACGGGGAUGGGGGGCUGGAGGGGGGUGACCCCCUGGGCCCUGAGGACAAGAAGGACGGUGACCUGGACACCGAUGAGCUGCUCAAAGCUGACGCAGUGGGUGUGGAGCACAUGGAGUGUGAGAUCAAGCUCGAGGCUCCAGCCAGCCCUGACCGCGACGCUGGAGCUGAUGGGGACUCAGGGAAGGGGCUUGAGGACCCUGAGGAGUGCAAGAAGAGGAAGCGCAAACCCUACCGGCCUGGCAUCGGUGGAUUCAUGGUGCGGCAGCGCAAGUCCCACACGCGGCUCAAGAAGGUCUCGGCGGUGCUGCCAGACGUGGGGCGAGAGGGGCUGAGCACCGAGGGACACCCUGAGGAAGGGGCUCCCGCUGAUGUCCCCGCCGAGGCUGGCCUGGAUCCAGGCUCAGGAGAGGGGGACGAGAAGAAGAAGCGCCGGGGACGGAAGAAGAGCAAGUUGGAGGACAUGUUCCCCCCGUACCUGCAGGAGGCGUUUUUUGGGAAGGCACUGAUGGACCUGAGCCGGAAGGCGCUGCUGGCAGCAGGCGGGGUUGGGGACGGGGCCGCCCGCCCCGCCUUGGGCCAGGGUGCCCCAAGGCCCAAGGGGGACCCCAGCCUCACUGGGGCACUGCAGGGGGGCGCCCCGGACAGGAGGGAGACCCCCACCCACCCCCGAGGCGACGACAGCACUGACGGCAGCGCCGCCGCUCCCGACGACGAUGGCAAGGACGAGGCGAAGGCCGAGGACCUGGGGGCCGACGAGCCGAAGGAUUCCCCAGACCGCGGGGACAGCGAAAAACCAGCCACCCCGGGCGAGGGAGCACUGAGCUCCGACCUCGACAAGAUCCCCACGGAAGAGCUGCCCAAGAUGGAGAGCAAAGACGUGCAGCAGCUCUUCAAGGACGUGCUGGGCUCGGCGGAGCGCGGGGAGCAGCCCCUCAACUGCGUGGCCGCGGGGAUGGAGGCCGGGCAGGACCCCAGCCGAGCACAGCGGUCGUUCCUGCAAGGAGACCUCCAGCUCUCGGGGCAGGGGAGCGUUUCCUUGGGCUCGCUCUCCGGAUCCGUGUCCUUGGACUCGUACUCGGGGGUCUGCCAGUCCCCGUUCCUCGACAGCAGGGAGCGGAGUGGCUUCUUCAGCCCAGACCACUGCGAGCCCGAGAGCCCCUGGGCCAGCAGCUCGGCCGCCACCACCCCCUCGACCCCCACGACGCCCACGACGGAGGGCGAGGGUGACGGGCUGUCCUACAACCAGCGCAGUUUGCAGCGCUGGGAGAAGGACGAGGAGCUGGGUGAGCUCUCCACCAUCUCCCCUGUCCUCUACGCCAACAUGAACUUCCCCAACCUCAAGCAGGAUUAUCCAGACUGGUCGAGCCGCUGCAAACAGAUCAUGAAGCUCUGGAGGAAAGUCCCUGCCACGGACAAAGCCCCGUAUUUGCAAAAGGCCAAAGAUAACCGGGCGGCUCAUCGCAUCAACAAGGUGCAGAAGCAGGCCGAGAGCCAGAUCAACAAGCAGACCAAAGGGGAGGGACUGCGCAAGCCUGAGAGGCCCUCGCUGCACCUGCGGAUCCCGGUGCCGCCAGGGGCACAGCCCGUCUACAUCAGCAGCCCCCCCGCCACCGGCGAGGGCUUCCUGAAGCCCCCGGCGGGUGCCGGAGGGGGACCGGAGUCUCCCAGCGAGCUCUUCCUCAAGCUCCCGCCCCAGUCCCCUGCCCAAGUGCCUUCGCACGACCCCUACGGCGCGGCCCCCGCCUACGCGCUGGAGCCCCGCUUCCCCUCGCCCCUGGGCCAGAGCCCCACGUCGGGGGCUGCCUUCCAGCCCUUCCCUAGCCAGCCCCAGCCCCUCGCAGCCCCCCGUGCUCCCCCCGACUUCCACCCCACCCCGCCUGGCACCCCCCGGCACCAACCUGGCACCCCUGACCCCUUCCUGAAGCCCCGGUGCCCCUCUUUGGACAACCUCUCGGUGCCAGGGAGUCCUGGGGCGCGGCCGCCCGAGGCUCUGCUCUCUCCCCUGCCUUUCGGGGAGCAGAAGAAGGCUCUGGAGGUGAAGAAGGAGGAUGGGGGAAGCCUGGGGGUCUGCUCGCCCGGCUACACUUCUGCCAUGGGCUACGGGGACUCCCCAGGUGGCCCCCACCUCUCGGCUGCGGAGCUGAAGGCGGCCGACGUCUUCAAAGCCCCCAUGACCCCACGGGUCUCUCAGGUAGAGCCGCAGAGCCCGGGGCUGGGGCACCGGCCCCCCGACCCCCAUCCCCUGGCCCCCUCACCCCCUGGCCACCCUGAUUUGUACCGUCAGUCGCCCUACCUGGACCCCUACUCGCAGCCCCCGCUGACGCCCCGGCUGCAGCCCCCCGAGGCCUGCUGCGCCCUCCCGCCCCGCUCCCUGCCCUCUGAGCCCUUCUCCCGCAUCCCUGCCAGCCCCCAGUCCCAGUCCAGCUCCCAGUCCCCCCUAACCCCCCGCCCUCUCUCCAACGAAGCCUUCUGCCAGUCCCCUGUCACCCCUCGCUUCCAGUCCCCUGAUCCCUACUCCCAGCCACCCUCCCGGCCGCAGUCCCGGGAUCCCUUCACCCCACUGCACAAGCCCCCCCGUCCACAGAUGCCGGAGCCGGGGUUCAAGUCAGUGGGGGCGGCUGGCGGAGGUUUCGGGGGCACCCCGGCAGGUGACCCCCACGCCAAGGCAGCGGCCGGGCCACAGCCGCCCUUUGCCCGCUCGCCUGGCGCCAGCGUUUUCCCGGGGAGCCAGCCCCCCAUGCGCUUCACCUUCCCCCCGGCCGUCUCGGAGCCGCUCAAGGGCUCCCCGUCCCACCAGCCCCACGGGAUCAACAGCCAUUACGGCUCUGGGAAGCCCCAGAGCUCGGCCUACGCCUCGUCCCCCAGCUUCCACCAGGCCAGCAGCCCGCUGGGCCCUGGCACUGCCGCCCCCGACUCGUACAGCCUCUCGCCCCUGCGGCCCCCAUCAGUGCUGCCGCCGCAGCCCCCGGCCCCCCCGCAGCAGCAGGACCCUUCUGGAGCCUUCCUGCCCCGUGCUGCGCUGGGACUGACGGCUGACAAGAGGGAGGAGGUGGCUGCAGGGCUCUCGGCACCCCCAAACCGGGACCUGGCGGAGCUGCCUGGUGCCCAGGACGGGGCUCUGGGCACCAUGAGCCAGUCGGAGCUGGAGAAGCAGCGCCAGCGCCAGAGGCUCCGGGAGCUGCUCAUCCGCCAGCAGAUCCAGCGGAACAGCCUCCGGCAGGAGAAGGAGAGCGCGGCUGCUGCUGCCUCCUCCUCGCCAGCUGGCUGGGCACCUGAGGCCGGCGGGCAGAGCUUCGAGCUGAGCCGGGCCGUGGCCCCGUACCAGCCGGCACAGGACAAGGCUCUCCUCGGGACUCUGGCCACGGCAGCUGGCGCUGGGAAGCUGCCCGGCUCUGUCAUGGUGCAGGCAGCGUUCACGCAGGACGAGCGGCUCUCCCGGCCCCCGCCGGCGGCCACGCCAGCCAUGCUGGACAUCAGCGGGCGGGCGUCGGUGGGGCCCCCCCAGGCCUUCUACCCCCGUGGCAUCUUCCCGUCGCCAUCCCCGCAGCAGCAGCAGCACCUCUGGCAGCAGCAGCAGCAGCAAGCGGCCGUGGCGGCCCUGCGGCUCCCUGUCACCUCCCGCUUCGCCCCCCCGGCCGCUGGGACCCCCAUGGGCAGCCUGGGCACCCGCCUGCCCACCCCUGCCGAGGCCGUGCCCCCCUCACCAGCUGCCCUGGGCGCUCCCUUCAUCGAGCUACGACACAACGUGCAGAAAGGACCUGGGGGUGUCGUGGGAUCUCCCUUUGCCCCCCAGGCACCCCGGCCUCGAUUCUUCCUGCCCGGGGAGGAGGGCACCCCCCAGGCCCUGUGCACCCCCGUCAUGCCCCUGCAGGCGCUGCCAUCCCAGAAGGUUCCAGCACCGCUGCCACCCACGUCCCCGCAGGGAGCAGAGAUGGGCAACAGCCACCAGCAGCCCCACGCCAAGGCGGCACCCCCGCUGCCAGCACCCACCCUGGAGCUGCAGCAGCACAUCCCCCCGCGCCCGCUGUCCUCCGGUGCCGCCCUCCGCCCCGAGGGUCCCAAGGAUGGCCCCGCUCCAGACCCUGCGCCGGCCCCAGGGAAGAGCCACCUGAGCCUGGAGGGGGGGCGGCUGCCCUGCGAGGUGCCCGUGGAGCCUGAUUUGGAUGACGACUUUGGCUCCCACAAGGACUUGGAAGAUGAUGAUGAUUUGGCCAACCUUAGCCUGGAUCCAGAUGUGGCCAAAGGGGAUGAUGACUUGGACAACUUGGACAGCCUGGAGACAGCAGACCCCCACCUUGAUGACCUGCUGAAUGGCGACGAGUUCGACCUGCUGGCCUACACUGACCCCGAGCUGGACACUGGUGACAAGAAGGACAUCUUCAAUGAGCACCUGCGCCUGGUGGAGUCGGCCAAUGAGAAGGCUGAGCGUGAGGCCCAGCUCAAGACAGAGCCACCAGCGCCCACCUUGAAGCUCCCCGACCCUGGGGACAGCAAAGAUGUGACCCCAUCUGCGGAGGAUCAGGAGGUGCCCAAGGAAGGACUGGUGUCUGGGAUGGGCCUGGGACUCUCUGCCUGCCCCACGGGCGCUGUGCUGGCCAGUGACCCAGCUUUCAAGGCACAGGGUGCAGAGGCAAAGGCCGGCUCGCUGCCCACUGACGUCAAGCCCAAGCUGGAGGACGGCUGCCUGAAGACCUCACCCUGCCAGUUCACCACCACCGGCCCCGAGCGCCUCCCGGUGCCCGUCAAGUCAGAAGCACUGCAGGGCACAGAUAAAAUCUCUGCCUCCCUGGGGCUGAGCGUCAAACCUGGCCAGACCCUGCUGAGCUCCAGCACCGGCCCCACUCGCCUCAGCCUGACUCAGUUCUCCAACAGUGGCCACACUGGUGUCCCCGUGCUGGAGAAGGACCCCUACACCGGCCCUGGCCGUGGGCUGGCAACUGCCCAGCUGGGUGGCCAGAGCAACCCCUUGCUGGAGAAGUUUGAGCUGGACAGCGGAGCCUUGGGGCUGGGCAGUGCCCGGCACUCGCCGGCGGAUGACUUGGACAAGAUGGAGAGCUCGUUGGUGGCCAGCGAGCUGCCGCUGCUCAUCGAGGACCUCCUGGAGCAUGAGAAGAAGGAGCUGCAGAAGAAGCAGCAGAUGUCAGCCCACCUGCCCCGUGGCACUCCCCACCUCCAAGCCCCAGGGCACCCCAUGCUGCACACAGGAGCAUCUGGGCAGCCUCCCGAGGGGCAGCCACCCCGUCUGGGCACCCCGCAGACACCCCUCCAGCUGGGGCUGGUGGCCCGGCCACCGCUGCUGCCACCGCAGCCCCCCCGGCUCAACGCACCCCAGCAGGGCCCAGCUCUGGCCCCCCACAUGGGCAUGGGCUCUGGGCAGCCCCAUGUGCUGUCAUCCCCCCACGGGGUGCAGGUAGCCCUGGGGCAGCCGCAGCAGAGCCAGCAGCAGGUGCUGGUGCAGAAGCCGAUGGCCGGGGUGCAGCCCCCCACCCUGGGCCUGAAGCCCCCCCAGCUCGUCAUGCAGCAGCAGUUGGCCAACAGCUUCUUCCCAGACACAGACCUGGACAAGUUUGCGGCCGAGGACAUCAUGGACCCCAUUGCCAAGGCCAAGAUGGUGGCACUGAAGGGCAUCAAGAAAGUGAUGGCUCAGGGCAGCAUUGGGGUGGCCCCAGGCAUGAACAGGCAACAGGUUUCCCUGCUGGCGCAGCGGCUCUCAGGGGGCCCGGCUGUCUCUGAGAUGCAGAACCACUUACUGGCGGGGAGCGGGCAGGAGCGGAGUGGCACAGACCCCACCCAGGCUCGUCCCAACCCACCCACCUUUGCACAGGGCGUCAUCAACGAGGCCGACCAGCGCCAGUACGAGGAGUGGCUGUUCCACACGCAGCAGCUGCUGCAGAUGCAGCUGAAGGUGCUGGAGGAGCAGAUCGGGGCGCACCGCAAGUCCCGCAAGGCGCUGUGUGCCAAGCAGCGCACGGCCAAGAAAGCCGGGCGGGAGUUCCCCGAGGCCGACGCCGAGAAGCUGAAGCUGGUAACGGAGCAGCAGAGCAAGAUCCAGAAGCAGCUGGACCAGGUGCGGAAGCAGCAGAAGGAACACACCAACCUCAUGGCUGAGUACCGCAACAAGCAGCAGCAGCACCAGCACCAGGCCUCAGCCGUGAUGGCCCUGAGCCCCUCGCAGAGCCCCCGCCUCAUGUCCAAGCUCCCGGGACAGCUCCUCUCAGCACACGGCGUGCAGCAGCCCGGGGCAGCCCUGGUGGGAGCGCAGGGCCUCGGGCAGCAGCCGGGGCAGCCUGGGGGGCUGCGCCUGCCCCAGGGCGGUGUGUCCAUGGCCGUGCAGCAGGGCCUGUCCUUCAUGGGGCAGCAGCCCGUAGGGAACGCCCCGGGACCCGGCUCCUCUGGCGCCUUCUUCAGCGGGAACCCUGCGCUGCGCGGGCUGGCCGCUGACAGCCGCCUGAUGCAGGAGCGGCAGCUCCAGAGGAUGCAGCUGGCACAGAAACUGCAGCAGCAGAACAUGCUGGGACAGGUGUCGCUGCAGCAGCAGCCAGGUGUGAUGGGACAGACGUCAAUGCAACAGCCGGGUGUGAUGGGACAGGUGUCGCUGCAGCAGCCAGGCGUGAUGGGACAGGCGGCCAUGCAGCAGCAGGGCGUGAUGGGACAAACAUCAAUGCAGCAGCCGGGUGUGAUGGGACAGGCAGCCAUGCAGCAAUCAGGUGUGAUGGGACAGGCAUCCAUGCAGCAAUCAGGUGUGAUGGGACAGGCGUCACUGCAGCCAUCAGGUGUCAUGGCACAAGCAUCGAUGCAGCAACAGGGCGUGAUGGGUCAAACCUCCAUGCAGCAGCCAGGUGUGAUGGGACAGGCAUCGCUGCAGCAGCCGGGUGUGAUGGCACAGGCGUCCAUGCAGCAGCCAGGUGUGAUGGGACAGACAUCGAUGCAGCAACAGGGUGUGAUGGGUCAGGCGUCCAUGCAACAGCCAGGUUUGAUAGGACAGAGCUCGAUGCAGCCACAGAGCAUCAUGGCACAGACGUCCAUGCAGCAAUCAGGUGUGAUGGGACAAGCUUCAAUGCAACAGGCAGGUGUGCUGGCCCAAACAUCACUGCAGCAGCCAGGCAUGAUGGGCCAGGCAUCCAUGCAGCAGCCAGGUGUGCUGGGCCAGGCCCCAGUGCAGCCAACAGCCGUGCUGGGGCAGCAGCAGCAGCCCCCAGCCCCGCAGCCCGGCGCAGGGGCUCAGCCUAUGGUGCCGAAGCAGCCGGGGCUGUUGGGCAGCCAGCAGAGCCUCCUCGUGCAGCAGCUCUCACCCCAGCAGCAGCCAGGCGUGCUGGGCCACGGGCCAGGGCUGCAGCACCAGCCUGUGCUGGGCCACCCCCAACCCCAGCGCCAGGUCGUCCUGGCCCCCCACCAGCAGCGGGUGCUGGGCUCGCCCCAGCUGACGCCGCAGACUCCGGGGAUGCUGAGCCACCGGCUCGUGCUAUCCCAGCAGCUGGGGCAGUCUCGGGCACUGUUGGCUCCGCAGCAGCAGCAGAACUCGGCGGCUGCCCAGCCAGGUCUCCUGGGGCUGGGCCAGGGGCAGCCCUCCAUCCAGCACUUUCCGCAGCACGGGGCGGGGGGCCAGGCCCCCUCUGUGCUGCACCUGAGUCAGGGAAUGCAGCCGGCCCCGGCGGUCCUGGCUGCCAAGGACCAGCCCGUGGGGAUGGACGGCAGCGCCCUGCACGCUGAGGGCGGCGAGAGCGGGGGGCAGCAGCUGCACGGGGAGCAGCAGGGAGCCCUAAACCCCCCGGGGCUGGGGGGCCCGGAGGCCACGGCCCCCAAGCACCAGGCUGAGCUAGGGCAGGGCCAGCAGCUCCUCUUGACCUCCCCACAGCCAGGUGUCUUGCGGGCAGCCCCCGGGCAGCCAGGUGCCCUACUCGCCCCGCCGCUGCAGAGCCCUGGGGCUGUCCACCCCGAGCUGUCCCAGCAGCACGGGGACACGGCCGGGGUGGCGGAGCAACAGCUGGGCUGUGGGACAGGCCCAGCACAGGCCAUGGUGCCGGCACCGCGGCCCCCAGAGCAGCCGGGCAAGGGGUUGGCAGGGGCACUGCCAGGGCAGCCGCAGCCCCCGCGGCUCCAGAGCCCCGUUCAGCACAAAGUAGGGCCAGCGUCGGGCACGGCCACUCUCCCCCCAGGUCUCCUGGGGCAGGUGCCAGGGCCGGUGAUGGGCCAGAUCCGGGCGCAGCUCCAGGGUGUCCUGGCCAAGAACCCGCAGCUGCGGCAUCUGACACCACAGCAGCAGCAGCAGCUCCAGGCCCUCCUGGUGCAGCGGCACCAGCAGAGCCUGCUGCAGCAGAACCAGGCACUACGGACCCCUGGCCCCUUCCCCGGGCAGGCCCCGGACUACAGCUUGUCAGCUACCCGCCAGCCCCCUCGUCCCAUGGGGCCCCUUUUCCAGCCCCGGGCAGAUGCCCCAGCAGAGGCACAGACCAUCUCUGCCACUGAGCCGGGGCGGGUGCUGCCAGGGCAGCCUCCCCAGCAGCCCCUGGCUGAGCUGGUUCAGGCAGCUCUGGCUGCCCGUGGCCCCCAGCCCGGCCUCAUCCGCCUCCCCACGCCACCAGCCCCCUCGCCCCUGGGCUGUGCCCCCCAGCACCUGGGCAGCCCUGAGCAGAGCCCCCAAGAGCCAAAGAAGACGUCACCGGGAGUCCCGGCCUUGGCCCCCAGCCCUGCGGCACCCGCGGAGCCGGGGCUGACUCCCACACCAGGCGGGGCCCUCCCUGACCCAGCACAGGGCCCCUGGGACCCCGAGGCACCUGGGGUGGACCCAGCUGACCCUGGUGAGACCCACGUCAAUGGGGCUGUGCCAGAGGGGGCCCCCAUGGCAGGUGAAGCCCCCCAGGUGUUGGUGAAGCAGGAGCCGAAGGAAGAGGCGGCAGCAGUGGUACAGUGUGAGGUGGAUGGAGAUGAGACAGCGAAACCAGAGGCCAAUGGGGACCCUGGGGACAGCCAUGCCAACAGCCUGCUGGCCCCGGGUGGGCGCUCUGAGGCAGGGCACCUGCUGCUGCAGAAACUACUGCGGGCCAAGAACGUGCAGCUCUCAGCUCAGAGCCCUGGAGAGCUCAAUGGGCACGUGGAGAACCGGAGCGCUGGGACAGAGCCACGGCCACAGUCACUGCUGCUGGGCCGGGAGGACCCCUCCAUUGCCAGGAAGCCAGCACCCACCAAGCCUAAGCGGGUACAGAAAGGCAACGAGCGGAUCCCAGCGUCCCGCAAGAAGCUGCGGAAGGAUGAGGGGCUGCGUCCUGGUGAGGCCCUCAUGAAGCAGCUGAAGCAGGAGCUGUCGCUGCUGCCGCUGACGGAGCCGACCAUCAUGGCCAACUUCAGCCUCUUCGCGCCCUUCGGCAGCAGCCCUAUCAACGGGAAGAGCCAGCUGCGGGGCGCCUUCGGCAGCGCUGUGCUCGACAGCGUCCCCGACUACUACUCCCAGCUGCUCACCAAGAACAACCUCAGCAACCCUCCCACGCCGCCCUCCUCGCUGCCCCCCACACCCCCUCCCUCCGUGCAGCAGAAGAUGGUGAAUGGUGUCACAGCCCCUGAAGAGCUGGGGGAGCAGCCCAAGGACGCCGACCCAGCCCGUGAGCCCCAUGGCCAGAAAGGUGAGCCUGGCUGGCACAGGGGUGGCACAGAAUCCGUGCUGCCGCCUGUCAUUCCCCCCUGUAACACCCAUCGCUUCUCUGCAGACGCACCAGCUGUGGAGGUGAAGAGCCUGGACCUGCUGGCAGCACUGCCCACCCCUCCGCACAACCAGACCGAGGACGUCAGGAUGGAGAGUGACGACGAGAGCGACUCCCCCGACAGCAUCGUCCCUGCUUCAUCCCCCGAGAGCGUCCUGGGCGAGGAGCUGCUCCGCUUCCCACUUCUCAGCGAGGCCAAGCCAGAGCUGGAGGAGCGUGUGCUGUCCCCCAUCAUCCCCAUCAUCCCCCGGGCCAGCAUCCCAGUGUUCCCUGACACAAAACCCUACGAGGUCGCAGAGCCCUUUGGGGCUCCGCCAGGGAAGGUGGGGGCAGCAGGCCCUGGAGCCCCUUGGGAGAAGGGCAAGAGCAGCGAGGUCUCCGUCAUGCUGACGGUGUCUGCAGCAGCUGCCAAGAACCUCAAUGGGGUGAUGGUGGCCAUGGCCGAGCUGCUGAGCAUGAAGAUCCCCAGCUCCUACGAGGUGCUGUUCCCUGACGGCCCUGUGCGAGCAGCUGUGGUUGAGGCCAAGAAGGUGGAGACUGAUAUGGCCGGAAUGCUCGGAGGGAAGGAGAAGGCGCUGGCUGGGAAGGUGCCGGACAGCAGCUCUGAAUGGCUGAAGCAGUUCGAUGCAGUGCUGCCAGGGUACAGCCUCAAGGGCGAGCUGGACCUCCUGACGCUGCUCAGACAGGAGAGCCCUGCUCCUGAGAAGACCCUUCACCACUGCUACGUCAACAACGUCUCCAACCUGGACGUGCGGCAGCUCUCUGUCCUGCCCCAGGAGCCCUCGCCCCCGCUGUCCCCCUCCGUUCCCUCCCCAUCCAGCCCCGCUGAGCCCACCAGGGUCCCCGACCCUGAGGCGUCCCACGAGGCAGCCCCAGCCCCAUUGUCACCACUGCCACCGGCCCCCUCGCCAGCCCCCCAGGAGGAAGGGGCCGCAGCCGUCCACUCGCCGCCCCGUUUCAAGCCGCGCUCGCGGCCUCUGGAGGACGGGGACGAGGCGAGGCCACGGCUGAAGAAGUGGAAGGGGGUGCGCUGGAAACGGCUGCGCUUCCUCGUCACCAUCCAGAAAGGGGGAGCCAAGCGUGACGGCGACAAGGAGAUCGCCGAGUUCAUCGACAAGCUGGGAACCACGCUGCGCCCCGAAAAGGUGCCGCAGGACAUGCGCAAGUGCUGCUUCUGUCACGAGGAGGGCGACGGGGCCACGGACGGGCCGGCCCGCCUGCUCAACCUUGACCUCGACCUCUGGGUCCACCUGAACUGCGCCCUGUGGUCCACGGAGGUGUAUGAGACUCAGGGAGGGGCCCUGAUCAACGUGGAGGUGGCCCUGCACCGUGGGCUGCUCACCAAGUGCUCCCUGUGCCAGAAAACCGGUGCCACCAACAGCUGCAACCGCAUCCGCUGCCCCAGCGUGUACCACUUCGCCUGCGCCAUCCGCGCCAAGUGCAUGUUCUUCAAGGACAAGACCAUGCUGUGCCCCCUGCACAAGCUGAAGGGGCCCUGCGAGCAGGAGCUCAGCAGCUUCACCGUGUUCCGCCGCGUCUACAUCGAGCGGGACGAGGUGAAGCAGAUCGCCAGCAUCAUCCAGCGUGGGGAGCGGCUCCACAUGUUCCGCGUGGGCGGGUUGGUCUUCCACGCCAUCGGGCAGCUGCUGCCACACCAGAUGGCCGAUUUCCACAGCGUCACGGCCCUCUACCCCGUGGGCUACGAGGCCACGCGCAUCUACUGGAGCCUGCGGACCAACAACCGCCGCUGCUGCUACCGCUGCACCAUCUGCGAGAACAACGGGCGCCCCGAGUUCGUCGUGCAGGUCAUCGAGCAGGGCCUGGAGGAUCUUGUCUUCUCUGACUCCUCGCCACAAGCUGUCUGGAACCGGAUCAUCGAGCCAGUGGCGAUGAUGAGGAAGGAGGCCGACAUGCUGCGACUCUUCCCCGAGUACCUGAAGGGCGAGGAGCUCUUCGGCCUCACGGUGCACGCGGUGCUGCGCAUCGCUGAGUCGCUGCCGGGUGUCGAGAGCUGCCAGAACUACCUGUUCCGCUAUGGGCGCCAUCCUCUGAUGGAGCUGCCCUUGAUGAUCAAUCCCACCGGCUGCGCCCGCUCCGAGCCCAAGAUCCUCACCCACUACAAGCGACCCCACACCCUGAACAGCACAAGCAUGUCCAAGGCCUACCAGAGCACGUUCACGGGCGAGACCAACACGCCCUACAGCAAGCAGUUUGUGCACUCCAAGUCCUCCCAGUACCGGCGCCUGAAGACGGAGUGGAAGAACAACGUGUACCUGGCACGGUCCCGCAUCCAGGGGCUGGGGCUCUACGCAGCCAAGGACAUCGAGAAGCACACGAUGGUCAUCGAGUACAUCGGCACCAUCAUCCGCAACGAGGUGGCCAACCGGCGCGAGAAGAUCUACGAGGAGCAGAACCGCGGCAUUUACAUGUUCCGCAUCAACAACGAGCACGUCAUUGACGCCACGCUGACGGGGGGCCCGGCCAGGUACAUCAACCACUCGUGUGCCCCGAACUGCGUGGCCGAAGUCGUGACCUUCGACAAGGAGGACAAGAUCAUCAUCAUCUCCAGCCGGCGCAUCCCCAAGGGGGAGGAGCUCACCUACGACUACCAGUUCGACUUCGAGGACGAUCAGCACAAGAUCCCCUGCCACUGUGGAGCUUGGAAUUGCAGGAAAUGGAUGAACUAACUGGGAAAAAGGGGCUGGGGGCUGCCACCCCCGCCUCAGAGACCUCGCCGAGCCCCCCAGGGCUGCAGGAGGUGCCAGGGGCGGCCGGGCACUGAGGGAGAGCAGCGGCCGCGGCGCUGCCGGCCCUGCCCGAGCGGGACGGACGGACAGAUGAACUGGCAACUCAGGGUUUUCUUUGCUUCGUCCUGCGAGGAGAAAAAAAAGGAGUGGGGGGGCUCAGAAACGCCCCCUUCACCACCCCCGGCCUGCCUCCCACAUGGGAGAGCCACGGGGGAGCAGCACCAGGCCCAGCGCGGCCGGAGCGAUUGUGCGGAGCCGGUCUGGAUAUAACGAUUAUUUUAUUUUAUUUUAUUGGUUUCUUUUUUUUUUUUUUUUUUCCUUUUUUUUUUUUUUUUUUUUUUUUAGAAACUAAUAAUAUUUGCUCGCUAAUUACCAAGGUAACACAGACUCCUUGAGCUCGACAAUCCGGGCUCUGCCCCGCCGGCGUGGCGGCCAGAGCUCGCUCGGUUCCUUUGAUCUCUUUUUGUUUGUGCGUGUGGACGAGACCCCGGAGCGGCGGCGGGAUGCAGCCAAGACCCCGACAGACACAAGGAGCUUCUGCACCCAAACCUACCUCAUUUUAAGUGUUAGAUUUGUUUCUUUUUAUUUGUUGUUGUUUUUAAAUGUGAGCCCCCCUCCAUCCCAACCCACCCCCCCUAAUGGGGGGGGAGGGUUUCCCUCUCCCUCGGGCUCCAGAGGAUGUGGCUUCCCCGUGUCCCCCUCCUCAGAUGUGGCCCUUCCUCAGGAUGCCUUGAAGGGGGGACACAGGGACACCCCCUCCUUGUCCCCCCCCCCCCUCAGGAGGUCCCAGCCGUGUGAGUGCCAAGGUGUGAGGUGGGGAUGGGGGGGAAGGGAGGGCGAGGUGGGGUCAGACCCACUCCCCCAGCUCUGGUGGGGGGCUGGAGGGGCUGGGUGGGGACCCCUCUUCCCACACGUGGCCCCCACGGCUGGAGAGGCCGGGUGGAGCCCCCCCCCCCCCCCCCACCUCCACCCCCCUGCUCACCCUUGGCCCUCACAGCUGGGGCUGCACUGGGGGGGGGAAGGUUAUUUAUCUAUUUAUACCUUAUAUUGUAUAUACUAGACGGGGCUGGGGGGGGGGCUCUUUGUGCUCUGCUGGGCUGAGAUUUGGGGUGCAGGGGCAAAAAGUUGGGGCGGCGGGGGGGGGGGGUUUUUUUAAACCCAAGUCUCCGAGGUGGGGGUGGGGAGUGGGGGGGGGGUCUCUCUGGAACCUCCUGCCAGGCAGGGGCGGCCUCGGAGAGCGAAGCAGCGAGUGGGCAUUAACACCCCCGGCCCCCCCCCCCGCCCCGCGCCGGCUGCGCCCCCCCCCCUCCCCCGGGGUCCCUGCCCGCCCCCUCCCCACUCCGGGGGAGGACCCCGGGGGGGCGCCGGGAUCUCUUAACGCACAAACACGGCGCGGGGGAGGGAGGAAGGGAAGGAGGGACCCUCCUGCUCCUGGAAGUGGCGGUGGGGAGAGGGGGGGUCUGACGGGGGUGGUGCCCCCUCCCCGCCCCGGUGCAGUGGGGGCCGGGGCCGAUCUUGAAAAGCUGCUUCCGCAAACUCGUCAAAGCUGCAAAAAAGAAAAAAAAAAAAAAAACCAACAAAACAAAAAGGUUUAAAGUAAAAAUCUUUAAAAAAAAGAAAAUUAAAAAAAAAGAAAACAACGGAGGAAAAGCGCGAGUGGGGGGGGAUGAGAAAGUUUUAACAGAAAAUAUACGAGAAAUUUAACUUUCAGAGCUGUACAUAGGCCGGGGCGUGUAGAAAUCCCGUUUUUACCAAUACCGGAACCACUGGAUGUUAUUUUAAAUAAAGCGCGUGAGAAGCCGA